Molecule: messenger RNA, 3348 nt
Organism: Amoebophrya sp. A25
Lineage: Eukaryota; Dinophyceae; Syndiniales; Amoebophryaceae
Source: the annotation of a GenBank genome assembly
AUGCCAACGCGUUGGUCUCUCGCCAACGGCAUGUAUAUCAUGUGGGCAUGGGAGCCGGUCACAGUUCCUGGCGCAGUCGAAUGUCCAGCAGUUACGGCCUUCGUCAAGUGAAAGACUUACUAGACUGUUACAACUUCCAUAUCCAUGCAUGAUUCAAUUUACUUAAGUCUAAGUAGACUUCUUACACUCAUCUCCAACUCCAACUCCAGCUUUCGUAUGUAAAUGUAGCACACUCAAGAAGAAAGAAGAACCCUUGACUUCGACAUCUCUAAAGCAAGCACGAAUCUAGCUGGCUGUGUCUAUACCGAAGGAGCCGGAAAAGCGGGCUACAGGUGCACGAGCAGCGACCCGACUGAAAUCUGCAUGGGCCGCACUGGAGAAGAAGUGCUGUCACGUUUGAAUGCAUUGGCGUUCUCUACGUUUGAUUAAGGCUCGAACUUCGAAGAAAAACUUGUUGUACUAUAGACUACUUGUGAACGUAGAAGUUUGUUUGUUUGUUUGUAUUGAUGCGCUCCGGGCAACUACGCGUAUGAUCUCACCAGGUGUUUUCUGUGCUUCGUGGGUUUUGUACUUAUUCUUGAUCUUGUAGUUGUAAAGAUAUUGAAGAUGAACAUGAACAAGAUGAACAACAUGCUUCUUGAGUGGAGGUUUCUUUGUCGUGCAUGGAAGAUUUAUCUCUUCUAGGGAGUGUGUUGUCGUUGGACGUCGCAUUACUUUCUCAUCAUCAUCGUCAUCAUUUGUUCCUUUCCUAUCCCUAUCAUGCAUACUCCCUCUUCUAAUGCAAGCCAGUGGACAACGUCUGGGAAUUCAUCCUCCUCUCAGGAGUUAUCGCCAUUGCUUCCAAAAUCGGCCACAUCUUCCUCUUCGUGAAGAAAGUGAACCAGGCACCGGUGCUUGGAACAGAAUUCGGUGUCGGAGGAGGACCGGCGGUGGCUGUUGCGGGGAAAGCGGCUGUUGAGGCUGUAGCAGAGAAGUAGAAGGAGGCAACAUAUAGAUAAAAAGAAUGAGAAGUUUAAUUGGUAGUACAGUUGGGAAAAAGGAAAGAGGAAAUAGAAGAAGUAGCUUGUGCUUGUAAAUGACGAGGAUAUUCUGUCUUCCUGCAAGAACUUAUCGAAAGCAUAUCCUAGAUGGCCGGGCUCUAAAUGGCUCUGCCGAAGAAGAUGUUGCGAAUGUAUCUGCCUUCCUAAAAAUCCAUUACAAUAUACAAGGCACGACUAUUGUUCAGUCUCCAUCAUCUUCCAUCUUCCAAAAUAUUUUAAUUUUUCUCAAAUAACUUAAACUUCUACAUGUUAUAAUUUACAAAAUCGAUGAGCACACAAAAAAAGUACGACACAUCGUAUACUGAAAACUAAGAAAGUCUGAGUGUUAAUAUUUAUUGAACUGUCGAAGUAAAAUGAAGAUGAACAUCAACAGAAUCUUAUACAAGAACUCGACAUAUUUUGAUUUCUGAUGACCAAGGAUAGUGCAGUUAUCUUCACAUGCCAUUUUUGAUGUAGAAGUUGUCCGAUCUAAGUACUUAGAACUACCUAGGUCGUGAGUCUCUAAACAUAAGUUCUACCUAGGUGAAAAGUCUAAACAUGUUCGGCGUGUCGUCAUGAGGGUCCUUGCAUUAUCCCACGGUAGGACCAUCGGACUCAGAGCCAGAUUUAUGAUGUACUAGAUGUACAUGAUGCACUUCGUUGUUCCACCUCUCUAUAGUAAAAAAGUCCGAAGACUUGUUUGAGGUCGACCGACGUGCGUCUCCAUCGUUGUGCUGCCUGCACCUGCGAUUUAUUUCUAAUAGAUUUAGACUCAGCAACCAAUUGAGUAGAUAUAUCAACACUAUGAAUUCGAAUGAUCUUGAUCUUUAUAGUAGAGUAAGUAAAAUGUCGGGUUUCGAGUUACUCGAGUUGCAACGAAAAAAGAAAUCCGUGAGAUAAUGCUAACGAAGAUGACGCCCUAUAAUUGGCAUUGGGAGCGUAAGACCAACUCCUGGCUGAGCGCGUGAGUUUGAGCAAGAUAACAGCCGGCAUUUUCAACGUGCUCGAGGCCGGCCAGGGGUCGCGGUCCACAGUAUUAUGGAUACAAUGUCGUCAUUAUAAUAAAAAGACAAGUACUUAUUUUUUACACAAGCUAGUCUACUACAUAAACCGAAAUACACUAAAUGAAAAACAUAAACAACUCAACAGGAUGAGCGAGUAGUUGCUUUAUGAUUUUCAAAGAAGAACUAGCAGAAGGAUGUAAAAGCUAGAUGAAGCACAGCCACAGCCCACAGGCAUCCGCAUCGAGAUAUAAUAGCAUAGAACUACUUGAUUGAAAGAAAAAACUAUGGAUAGCGGUCCUCCUCUAAGAUAUAAAGGUACUUAUUGCAUGUCGAAACCGAAAGGCCUCAAAGUCAAAUCCAGUUUACUACAGGCUUUCGUCUUCAGAGAGGUACAAAAGCUAAGGCAUGUAGCUAAACAAAAUGGAAAUAUAUAGAGCAUACUUGUUCUAUUGGAGUUUUUUGAGUGAUUUUUUACGAGCACCACAAUUUACACGAGAUGUCUGUGAGUCUGACAUCACAAACAGAGCCGCGACGCGACUGUCACUGAUGUGUCAAGGAAAUGGAAAUUAUGAUGAAAGCUAGUACAGCUUCAAGUUGAAAAAUACUUCGAUUUUCGGCUUGAUCACGACAAGAACAUCUUAUGUAUCUAUCAAUGCUAUAUUCAACAGAAUUAUUGAUGUUCUCAUUUUUUUGAUUUUUGUUGUCCUCGUCUAUGAAGCCUCAUGGACAUGGAGGUGGACUAAUAUAGAUCAUGUAUCUACAUAGUUACGCUUACGCGAAGACGAAGGGAAAUAAGGUUUUCAUGAUCAAUCGCUAUCAGUGUCAGAACUAGUUUCUACGAGAACUUGUUGGCGCGUUGAAAUCUUCAACACAUGUUGAAGAGGCGCCUCUCCUUCGUGAUUGCCGCUAGACUAGUAGUUUCCUCACUAUUUUUUUCCUUUGUGAAUAAAUAAUGUUGAGUUAAACUUAAACGAGGGAGUGCAUCAGUGUCGACCGCUGGCGAUCCUCCUCGAACUAGCUUUCUUUGAGUGAAAAAUAUUAGGCUAUACUGAGUAAAACCGCGAGGCUUUAUGAAUCAAGCCUUCCUGGGCUUUGCUCAUUCGUGCGCUAAUAUCCUGGGUACAAGGAGGUAGCGGGCCUUCUUGAUCUUCAACGACAUCCAAAAAUAUGAAUAGUGGAGAGCUGCUCUUCCUCAACCUGUUCAUGGAAGGCUCCCUAGUGAACAGUGAAUGAACACAUAGAAGCACUCGUCAUGGACGAAAAGAGCACUACAAGUACAAAGUAAAUCAAAAUCUUAUGAAGAGAAGAACUAGGCGAACGCGAUG